AUGUCUGCUGGUUGGAUAAUCUUGUCCACUGUUUGGGACUUUGCCAAUGUACAAGCGACCUUGAACAUAAUAAUAAGUCUCCUAGGUACUAUCGGAAUUUGGACCUUUUCCCGAUUUUGGUAUCAACACGGCAGCGCAAAAAUCCUUCGGCGUGAUGGUGUGCCGCUUGCCUUUUUAUUCACCUUUACCACUCUGGGAGAAGCCUGGGAUGUCGCCUACCUACUUAAGAGCAACCUCUUCAAACCACAAUUCUUGACGCUUCUUGCGCAAGGCAUUGUAGUUCUCUUAGUGACUGCCAUGACGGUGCUGGCCGGACCCAUUGCGAGAUACUCGCUAAAAUCAGAUACCAUUAUCAGGUCAUCACAGCUGCUUGGGCUUGCCGCUGCAAAUGGGGGCGGCCCAAGUCAGUCUCUUGUCUCAGCAAACGUGUUGUGGAAUGCCACAAUAGACAGCCUUGCUUCGGCCAACUUCCCAACCGACCAGCUUCUAGAUUUCCUUCCGCCGAAUGAGAAGCCUUGGGUGUAUGAGGAUAGAGAAUGGAAUUCCACAUGGGCAGCGGACUGCGUUAGCACGGAUGAAACGGUGCUGAACAUUACUGGCAACUCUAAUUACACUAUUGUCGACCCGGUGAGGGCAUUCCCGGCCUUUGGAGCAACCUUUGACCCAAGCCAACUGAAUUCCCCAGAAUACCGAUAUUCAGUUGAUUUCUGUGGCUGGGUUCAUUGGGACAAUUCAAGCAGCGGGAUAGCGCACGACAUCACCUUCUUUGUCCUCUUGCAAAGUAACCCCAACAUCGAGAAGCGGAUGGACUAUAAUAACGCCUCCCUCCAUCUCUCGCUAUCAGUUCUCCAUAUCCACAAUGCCUCUCUUGUAAGCACCAACAAUCUCUUCGGAAGUAGGACAACUUGGCGCUCCAAAGGGCAGUUCGGAAAUGCAAGCUACACCAGAAUGGAAUGUACAAUCGCUCGCAGCCGUCCGGUGCCAGACGAGGAUCUUAUCGCCUGGCCCUGGACAAACGACACCGAUUCCAUUGUUAAAGCCUACGCAGACUUCAAUCGCGUCGCCAUCGGCAACGCCGGCGAGAACCACCGCAUCGUUCCUCCACUGCCACCAACAGACAUAUUCCGCUUCUAUCAAGCCUAUCACAUCACCACCUCAACUCAGAAUGAGGUAUGGCUAACUCGUCCGCUUAGCAUCCGUAUCACGGCCGUUGAGCUCUCCACUGCCUUCCUCGUCGUUGCUAUCCUCAUCGUCAUCCUCAUCAUUUUCACGCUUGUGCGUUACACAGUCUUUCUGGUCCGGCACAAGACUUUGCUCAAGGAAUCCAGUAUUCCGGACGCAAAGCUUGACUGGAUGCUGCAUGCCUUUAAGAACUCGCAACAUAUCACGGUGGAUGAAUUGGGCUUGACGGACCGGGAGCAGUUCAAGGCUGCGGCGUACGAACGUGUCAUGUCUGAUGCUAGUGUGAGGGGUAUGGCUCGUGUAUACAGUCGACGAGCAUCGGAGGUCGCACCUGAACCUCAGCAUAGACCAUCGGCUAUGUUUAGUACGAAUGUCUUUGCGGUAGAGCCGAUAGUCGAGGAUGAUAGUGCAGAGGAUACAGAUAAGAUCCUUGCUUUGUCAACUCUAAAUGAUAGAGAGAAGGUUAUUACUGCCGAAACAGUGGUCAAAUGUCUUAUUGAGAACGGAGGACCUGUAGUCGUCGAUGGACAGGAAAAGAAGCCACAAUCCGACUAA
Messenger RNA from Glarea lozoyensis ATCC 20868, 1737 nucleotides. RefSeq lists its product as uncharacterized. The record is from RefSeq and is a predicted model, not a curated record. Bases 1 to 1737 code for a protein of 578 amino acids. Lineage: Eukaryota; Fungi; Ascomycota; Leotiomycetes; Helotiales; Helotiaceae. The transcript has a single exon.